CCCGCCCCGUCGCGGUUCCUACCUCGGCCCCGAGCAGCCGCGGGCGCUGCAGAUGCCGGAGGCGCGGACCCGGCAGGUCGCGCGGGGGCAGCCCGGGGCCUCGGUCAGAGGGGCGGCCCGGGGAGCGCGGUUGUGAAACCCGCGGGGGGCGGGAGGACCGCUUAAAAGAGCUGCUCCGGCCUGGACCUGCCACUGCCUGACCUGCGGGAGAGGCGGGCGGAUGGAGCCGCGGCCCGAAAUGGCAGGAAAUCUUCUGAAGACAUCAUCUUUGUCUGUAAGGACAAAAUUACUACAUCAAACAGGAUUAUCUCUUUAUAAUACAUCUCAUGGCUUCCAUGAGGAAGAUUUAAAAAAAAAACUUCAACAGUUUCCUGGUGGAUCCGUUGACCUUCAGAAGGAAGACAGUGGCAUUGGUAUUCUUACCCUGAACAACCCAAGUAAAAUGAAUGCUUUCUCAGGUGUUAUGAUGCUACAACUUCUGGAAAAAGUGAUUGAAUUGGAAAAUUGGACAGAGGGGAAAGGUCUCAUUGUUCGUGGGGCAAAAAAUACCUUCUCCUCAGGAUCCGAUCUGAAUGCUGUGAAAGCACUAGCGACUCCAGAGGAUGGAAUGGCCUUAUGUAUGUUCAUGCAAAACACCUUAACAAGACUUAUGAGACUCCCUUUAAUAAGUGUUGCACUGAUUCAAGGUCGGGCAUUAGGUGGAGGAGCAGAGGUUACUACAGCAUGUGAUUUCAGGCUCAUGACCGCGGACGGCGAGAUCAGGUUCGUCCACAGGGAGAUGGGCAUCGUGCCGAGCUGGGGCGGCGGCACCCGCCUCGUGGAGCUGCUGGGCGCCCGGCAGGCCCUCAAGGUGCUAAGCGGCGCCCUCCCCCUGGACGCCGCCAGGGCCCUGAGCCUGGGCAUGGUGGAGGAGGUGCUGCGUGCCUCGGACGAGGCCAGCUGUCUGCAGGAGGCGCGAGCCUGGCUCGGGCAGUUCACCCAGGGGCCUCCCCAAGUCAUCAGAGCCUUGAAAAGGUCGGUGUCUUCCAGCAGAGAGCUCUGUUUGGAGGAGGCCUUACAGAUGGAAAAGGAGCUUGUAGGAACGGUGUGGGGCGGACCUGCAAACAGAGAGGCCAUUGCUAGGAAAGGAAAAUUUAAUAAGUAGGGGGACGAAAUACCGGGCUCCAGGGGAGCUCCAGUGCUGGACACUCACAGGCGUUCAACCAGAAUUACUUUAAAGGCUACGCUAGUGUUUGAUUUUUUGUAGUUUUUUUCAAUCACUGACUUACUGAUCUAGUUUUCCAUAUAUCUGGGUAAUCAUCAAGUAAUCUGAAACAUUUCGCUAGAAUAUAUAACACUUUUGGCCUAAAAAUUAUCAUAAGUUGCCACAGUAAUUCUUACACUGUAACCAAAGACCAGUUUUUAAAAGGAAACACCUUUCCACAAACCUAUCCCUGGGUUAUUUUUCGUACUACUUUUUCUGUUUUACCUGGAAAUAAUUUACAAAAAUAACGUACUGAGAUUUGCACUAAAGAACAAAAGUGGAGGGGAGUCAGGGACAGUAAGAAGAGGUAUGAUUGGGGACCCCUGGGGGGCUCAGCGGUUUAGCACCACCUUCUGCCCAGGCCGUGACCCCAGGGUGCUGGGAUCGAGUUCCACGUUGGGCUUCCUGGAGGGAGCCUGCUUCUCCCUCUGCCUGUGUCUCUCAUGAAUAAAUAAAUAAAAUCUUAAAAAAAAAAAAAAAAAA
Canis lupus familiaris (dog) is the source of this 1726-nucleotide messenger RNA. It is a transcript of the gene ECHDC1, whose product is annotated as ethylmalonyl-CoA decarboxylase 1. Gene Ontology annotation, biological process: fatty acid beta-oxidation. The record is from RefSeq and is a predicted model, not a curated record. Lineage: Eukaryota; Metazoa; Chordata; Mammalia; Carnivora; Canidae. Bases 221 to 1144 code for a protein of 307 amino acids. The transcript has 6 exons. Gene Ontology annotation, molecular function: enoyl-CoA hydratase activity. Gene Ontology annotation, cellular component: cytosol.